Messenger RNA from Mycotypha africana, 600 nucleotides. RefSeq lists its product as uncharacterized. Gene Ontology annotation, molecular function: phosphatidate phosphatase activity. Bases 1 to 600 code for a protein of 199 amino acids. Lineage: Eukaryota; Fungi; Mucoromycota; Mucoromycetes; Mucorales; Mycotyphaceae. Gene Ontology annotation, cellular component: actin cortical patch. The record is from RefSeq and is a predicted model, not a curated record. The transcript has 2 exons.
AUGACGGAUAAAAAGUUUCCUGUAGGAAGUGUCCAUUUGAGAGCCGUAAGCGCGCAACAGCUGAUUCGUGGCAAACCAGGUAGACACAAAUUGGAAGUUAUCGCACAGAUAUUUGAAGAUUUUCCGCACCGUAAAUUCAUUUUGGUGGGUGACUCUGGCGAAAUCGAUCCAGAAAUUUACGAGCAAAUUUACAUACAAUAUCCACAACAGGUUAUUAAAAUAUUUAUUCAUGAUGUCACAUCACUACGUGCGAGAAAUGCGGAUCGAUUACAACAAGAGAAGCCUGAUUCUUACUAUCGAAUGAUUGUCAAAUUCUUAUCCAAGGAAGCGCAAUUAUAUAGGAAGAACAGUAAUAGCUCGCAACUUGCAAUGGACGCAAUGGCUCAAACAGAAGUUCCUGAAGAACAGCAGGAAAUUACAGAUCCGAAUAUUCCUGUGAAGACAAAAUUGGAGCAGUUUGAAGAACGUAUGGUGAGGAUUGCUAGCAAUAUGAGAGAGGGCGUUUUUACCGUAUUCACGUUAGCAUCACAGUUGAUAACAGACCCGGUGGUAGCAGAGGAAUUUUUGAUGGCGAAGACGAAAACACAACUAGAAUUAUAA